Verticillium alfalfae VaMs.102 is the source of this 2685-nucleotide messenger RNA. Its product is annotated as vacuole morphology and inheritance protein. Gene Ontology annotation, biological process: positive regulation of kinase activity; phosphatidylinositol biosynthetic process. The record is from RefSeq and is a predicted model, not a curated record. Gene Ontology annotation, cellular component: PAS complex; fungal-type vacuole membrane; endosome membrane. NCBI's taxonomy places the organism in Eukaryota, Fungi, Ascomycota, Sordariomycetes, Glomerellales, Plectosphaerellaceae. Bases 1 to 2685 code for a protein of 894 amino acids. The transcript has 8 exons.
AUGGACGCCAACGUCCAGAGACUCUUGAACGACAAGCUCUAUGACAAACGUAAAGUCGGAGCGCUCGAGUUGGAACGCGUCAUUCGGGAUCUUGUAGCCUCCAAAGACUACAACAGAGUUGAAGCGAUCCUUGAGCAGCUUUGCAACGAGUAUGCAUAUGCGGUUCAUCAGCCCCAUGCCAGGAAUGGCGGCUUGAUCGGCUUAGCAGCGGCUGGAAUCGCUCUAGGUUCAGAACUAGCUCGUUACUUGGCCAAGAUUGUCCCGCCUGUACUCGCAUGCUUCACCGAUCAGGAUGCCAGAGUGCGGUAUUACGCCUGUGAGGCCAUGUACAACAUCGCCAAGGUUGCGAAAGGCGAGAUAUUGAUCUAUUUCAACAACAUUUUUGAUGCUCUUUGUAAAUUAGGCGCUGAUUCUGAACUGUCAGUGAAGAACGGAGCGGAACUCCUUGAUCGGCUUGUCAAAGAUAUUGUCUCCGAGUCGGCAGCCUCUUAUGUCUCUGUCCUCGAGACCGAGCCUGAGUUUGGCGGGCCAGAGAAAGACUUCAGCGAGGACCGGCCUCGUCCUCCAACUGCCUUCUCCCUACAGCGGUUCAUCCCACUUCUGAAGGAUCGAAUAUGGGUUAUAAACCCAUUCACUCGCCAAUUCCUCGUAGGCUGGAUCACUCUUCUAGAUUCUAUCCCAGACCUUGAGAUUGUCACUUUCCUCCCCGACUUCCUCGCCGGCUUACUUAAGUUCCUGAGUGAUACCAACAAGGACGUGCAAGUGGCCACACAGGCCUGCCUGAACAAAUUCCUCAACGAAAUCAAGAGAAUCUCCAGGGUCAAGAAAGGCUUGGCGGAGAGCAAGAAGUCUCGAGAGGGCGGCAAGAGGAAACGAGAGGACUCUGUUGAUUCAGGCAGCCUCCGCGAUGGCCUGCAGGAAGGCGACGAGAUUGACUCUCAGAUGUCGGGGGAUGACGACGAUGUGAGCGCCGAAGAAGACUGGGUGCCUGGGCAGGACGUCCACAUCAACUACCGAGAGAUCCUCGAUAUUUUGACGGCGACCUUGGACUCUCCACUAGAAGACGCAACGUUACCCGAGUCACUGCGCUGGAUCGUUGAGUUCCUCGACAUUUGUCCAGAAGAGGUUUUGCCGUUCACGCCCAAGGUUCUUGCGCACAUGUUGCCCGCCAUGGCAAGUGGCUCAGAAUCGAUUCGUCAAGCCGCAGUCCGGGUCAACAGUGGUCUGUUGGACUACGUUGUGUCAUUAUCGGAUGAACCCGAUAUGGGAACGCAGUAUCACCACCAAUCACGCCUGCCAACGUUCGGAGAACGGCCGGAUGGCACUGUUAGUGCUCGUGCCUCCCUUUCCAGCUCCCGUGAGCUCGAUGUACGAAGUCCGACGCCCGCCCAUAAUCGCUCCAUCUCAACACCCAGCGCUGUUCCGUCUUCAGCCCACCCACAGGCGGAUCUUGACUACGCAGCUGCAGUCAGCGCUCUUACGUUGCUCUUCCUCAACGAUCAUGAGGCUACGAGGGUGGCUGCCUUGACGUGGCUUAUCAUGCUGCACAGGAAAGCACCGCGCAAGGUACUAGCAUUCAACGAUGGAACCUUCCCGGCUCUGCUCAAGACGCUGUCUGAUCCAGCAGAAGCUGUCGUGACCAAGGAUCUGCAACUGCUAUCCCAGAUUUCACGCAAUAGCGAAGACGACUACUUUUCCAACUUCAUGGUCAAUCUCUUGCAGCUUUUCGCUACAGACAGAAAGCUGCUUGAAACCCGUGGAAACCUUAUCAUCCGACAGCUCUGUGUCAGUCUUAGCGCCGAGAGGAUCUACAGAACACUGGCAGACUGCAUUGAGAAGGAAGAGGAUGUUGAAUUCGCCAGCAUCAUGGUACAGAUUUUGAACAACAACUUGAUUACCGCACCAGAGCUGGCAGAUCUUCGGAAGAGGCUACGCAAUCUCGAGACAAAGGACGGUCAAGCUUUCUUCGUAGCUCUCUUCCGCUCUUGGUGUUACAACGCCGUUGCGACAUUCUCGCUAUGCCUGCUGGCACAGGCAUACGAGCAAGCAUACAACCUCUUGCAGAUAUUUGCGGAAUUGGAGAUGACCGUGAAUAUUCUUAUUCAAAUAGACAAGCUUGUACAACUCAUCGAAUCACCAGUAUUCACGUAUCUCCGCCUCCAGCUCCUGGAGCCUGAAAAGUUCCCAUAUCUCUACAAGUGCCUCUACGGACUUCUUAUGCUUCUCCCACAGUCAUCCGCCUUUGCUGCCCUCAAGAACCGCCUCAACAGCGUCAGCUCGAUUGGCUAUCUGCAUAUCACGCCUAGGCCAACGGCGUCAACGUCAGCUGGUGCCAAUUUCGACAGACCCAACAGGCUCAAAGGGCGAGAAGAAGCCAUUGUUAAAUGGGGCGAUCUGUUGGAAAAGUUCCGAAGUGUGCAGGAGAAAGCUCGGCGGACGCAGAGGCACGCCGGCGAGGGUCUCGACGAUGGCGCCCCGCUGGGUGUCGGUGACAUUCGACUUGGUGACGGACCAGAAAUGAAGGGAGGAUCCAAGGACACACGCAACAUGCCGGGGCCGCCAGUCCCGAUGAAAGACUCGUCUACGGUCCCUCCGCCGGUACCUCCGGCUGCUAAGCGGUCCGGUCUCGGGAGGCAGCUGGGCAGAUUUGGUGGCGCUGUGGCCGGGAGGGGAAAGCGACCUUGA